Molecule: messenger RNA, 912 nt
Organism: Naegleria gruberi
Lineage: Eukaryota; Heterolobosea; Eutetramitea; Acrasida; Naegleriidae
Exons: 3
Coding region: 1-912 (303 amino acids)
Molecular function (GO): methylisocitrate lyase activity
Source: RefSeq, a predicted model, not a curated record
AUGCUCAACACAAUUUGCCAAUCACCCUCUACCAAACUCUCUCCAGGGAAGAAAUUCAAACUUUCCCUCCAAAACCAAAACCAAAACAAUAAACAACCACUCCACAUUGUCGGAACCAUCAAUGCAUUUACAGCCUUGUUAGCAGAAGAAUGUGGUCAUCAGGCAAUUUAUUUGAGUGGAAGUGGUGUGGCCACAGCUAGUUUUGGAUUACCAGACAUGGGAAUGACUAAUUUGAGUGAUGUUUUGGAGGAUGCAAGGAGAAUUACAUCAUGUACUAAUUUGCCAUUACUUGUGGAUGUGGAUACUGGAUUUGGAGGAGUUUUGAAUGUGAUGAGGUGUGUAAGAGAGAUGGAACGAGUUGGAGUAGCAGCUAUUCAUAUUGAGGAUCAAAUUCAAAGUGUGAAACGUUGUGGACAUUUACCUAAUAAGCAAAUAGUUAGUACGGAGGAAAUGGUGGAGAAAAUUAAGGCAGCUUGUGAAGCUAGGGUGGAUUCGGAUUUUGUCAUUAUUGCUAGAACUGAUGCGUUGGCAGUUGAAGGAUUGGAAAAGGCAAUUGAAAGAGCAAAACAGUAUGUGAAUGCUGGUGCAGAUAUGUUGUUCCCUGAAGCAUGCACAACUCUGGAAGAGUAUAAAGCCUUUGUAGAGCAAGUAAAUGUUCCAAUUUUGGCCAAUAUUACAGAAUUUGGUAAAACACCUCUGUUUACUGGAGAAGAAUUGGCUAGUGUUGGUGUUUCAAUGGUUCUCCACCCAUUGAGUGCAUUUAGAGCUAUGGCUAAAGCUGCAAAGAAUGUGUACGAAUCAAUUUCCAAGAAUGGAACUGUUGAACCUGUACUUUCUACAAUGCAAACUAGAAGCGAGCUCUACGAAAUUAUAGAAUAUAAAAAGUAUGAAGAAAAGAUGGAAAUGAAAUAA